AUGAAUGUAAUCAUUCUAACUCCAUUUAUUCAAUAUUCAUAUCCAAGAUUAUUAUAUUUGUGUUCAGAUGUAUUUGUGUUUACAUUUGAUAGCAAUGCAGGAAAUAGAGCUGAUGUUUAUGAUAGAUUAGUCCAAUAUUCUCGGAUUGCAGCUGAUAGUACCAAUAAUCCAUGCAGUCCACAUUUAAUCAUCUUAUUUAAUAAUUCCUCUAAAAAAGAACAAUAUGAUGAUAUGGCAUUCGCAAAGAAUGAAUAUUUCAAAGAUCAACAUUCACAUUUAAUCGACUUACAAUUACGUUUUCAAUCAGUAUCAAUAAUUUUCUUACCUAAUUUUAAUGAAAAAUCAUAUAAUACCUUCCAUAGAUAUCAAAGACAAUUUAAAAAAUUGGAAGAAACGAUUAGUGAAAAAGUAUUGGAAUCUUUAAAAUACAAAGAAAGCAGAAGUCCAAAAAUUUCUGUUGAAAAAUCAAGAUCAAUGCAAAAAAUUUCAAGUUUAGCUAGUUUCUUUAGUUCUAAUCCAGAUGGUUCCCCUGAUUUAGUUAAAUUAAAUUGUACUGGUAUAAUAAAAAAUCUUGAUGAAAUUUCACUUAAUGAUUAUCAAGCUCAACUACAAAAACCUUUACCAAGUACACAUAAAUUAAAACCAAUUUAUAAUAAAACUGUUCCAUCAACGUCCAUCUCUAAUAAUAAUAAUAAUAAUAAUAAUAAUAAUAAUAAUAAUAAUAAUAAUAAUAAUAAUAAUAAUAAUAAUAAUAAUAAUAAUAAUAAUAAUAAUAAUAAUAAUAAUAAUAAUAAUAAUAAUAAUAAUAAAAGUAAUAAUAAUAAUAAUAAAAGUAAUAAUAAUAAAACAAUCCCAUCAAUGCCCAUCUCUUGUAAUAAUAAUAAUAAUCAUAAUAAUCAUAAUAAUAGUAAUAAUAAUAAUAAUAAUAAUAAUAAUAAUAAUAAUAAUAAUAAUAAUAAUAAUAAUAAUAAUAAUAAUAAUAAUAAUAAUAAUAAUAGUAAUAAUAAUAAUAAUAGCAAUAAUAGUAAUAGCUCUAGAGUUGUUAAUAAAUCACAUCACUCAACACCAAUUCCGUCAUCAUCAAUUAAAAGUCUUCAUACUAUUUUUAAUUCACCACCACCUUCGCAUACUUCAAAACCCGUUGAAUUAGAAUCAAAUUUAGUUAGAGAUAGGGUCAGAACAUUUUCAGUGGGAAAUUUGAAACCUUUAAAUGAAAAUAACAGACAACCACAAACUGGAUUGUCUCCUAUCAAUAGAGAUAAAUUUACAAAUUCAAAAAAUAAUUCGGACAAUAAUUUAAAUAAUAAUAAUUAUAAUAAUAAUAAUAAUAAUAAUAAUUAUAAUAAUAAUAAUAAUAAUAAUAUUAUUAAUAAUAAAAAUAAUUGUAAUGAUAAUAAUUAUUAUAAUAAUAAUAAUAUUAUUAGUAAUAUUAAUAAUAGUAAUGAUAAAAUUAUUAAUAAUAAUGAUAAUAGUUACAUUGAUAAAUCACAACUUGAAGAAAGACCAAUAGCAGAUGAGCUUUUUCAAAUUCAAUCAUUUUUACGUCCAGACAUUGAUGAUACUGUUCCACAAGACCAUUAUAAUAAAUAUAAUAAUGAAAAUUUACAAAAAGGACAGGUUAUUGAAUUAUCACCAUCACAAUCAUAUCAAUCAUUACAAUCGCCACUACCACCAUCACAGCAUAGACAAAUUAGUGAAUUAACAACAUCACCAAAUAGUUCAUCAACAACUCCAUCAUCAUCAACACUAUCAACACCAUCACCAUCUCCAUCACAAUCAUAUCAUUCAUUAGAAUUGCCACCAUCGCCAUCACCAUUACAACCACCAUCACCACAACCAUCAAAAUUAUCAAAUAGUUCAUCAACAACUCCAUCACAAUCACCAUUAAAAAGAUCACAAUCAUCACCAUUAAACACAUCUGUCAUAAAACUUGAUAAUAAUUUAAGUGAUUUACAUCUUUGUAAAUAUGCACAGUAUUUAUUAGAAUUCUUUUUAAUAAAUUAUAAUUAUUUAGUAGAGAAUAAACCAUCAUCAUCAUCAUUAUCAAAAUGUUAUUCUGAUAGUUUAGAAAUCUUGAAAAUAAAGUUACCAAACGUUUAUUCAAUUUUUAAGGAAACAAAUAAUAUUAAUUCAGAGUUUUCAAAAAAAUUGCAUCCAUCUUUUAAAAAGACUUUAGAUUUAGUUUCAAAAGAAAUAUUUAAGAUGGUACCAUGUAGUUCAAAGAAUGCAAAAGGUCAUUCUUGUACGAAUUAUAGAGAAACUCAUAGAAACCAUCAAUCAAAUGAAACUUAUAAAUUAUCAAAUGGUGGUUUGUUAGGAUUUUUUAAAACCGACACAUUCGUAAGGUAUAUGUGGGAUGGUGAAUUUGUGCCAUCAUUAGAAUACUUUGAUUUAUCGGUAUUUUUAAGUAAUCGUCUUACUAGUAUACCUAGAAUUCUACCAUACAAUAUACAAGGUUCAACAACAAAUCAAGGUGUUUGUUUUGGUUGUUGUUUGAAUUCGCCAUAUAUACCAUAUACAUGUGGUCAUUUAUUAUGUUUAAAUUGUUCACUUGGUAGAUUUAUUGACCCAACCCAAAAUACAUCGGACGAAGGUUGUAGAGUAAGGGGAUGUAAUGGAAAACUUUCUUGUAAGACCAAAGAAAUCGAUAAAAUACAAACAAUGGGUGUAAGAAUAUUAUCAUUAGAUGGUGGUGGUGUAAGAGGUAUUUUACAUUGUGAUGCAUUGGAACAAAUUCAAAAACAACUAUUUGACAUUCCAAUCAUUUCUUUAUUCGAUUUAAUCGUUGGUACAUCAGCAGGAGGAUUGGUUGCAUUGGCAUUGGCAUCAACUCCAAAGACUCCUGUACAAUUAAGUACAGCAAUGGAAAGUUUAUCAAAAAGUGCAUUUGUAAAACAUCCAUUCAAUUUCAUAACUUACCCAUUAAUAAAACCAAAAUAUAGAAGAGAUAAACUAAGAGAAUCAUUCAAAACUAUAUUCCCAUCUGAUGAAAAAUUAAAAAAUUCAUUCUCAAAAAUUAGAGUUGCAGUUACAUCAGUAACUCAAGAAUCUGGUAAUUUAGAGGAAUGUUUAUUUUUAAAUUACCAAAAAAAGACUAACCCAACAAGAUGUUCAGAACAAAGGAAAUUCAUUACCAAUUCAAAUGUAAUUGAUGCAGCAGAGGCAACAUCAGCAGCACCAACUUUUUUCUCAAAAUUUGAAUUUAAUAAUCGUCAAUUUCAAGAUGGCGGUUUAAAGAAUAAUAAUCCAUGUAAAGUUGCAAUGAAAGAGUGUAAAGAUAUGUGGCCUGAUAGAAAUAUUGAUAUUUUGGCUUCACUUGGUACUGGUAAUUUCCCAUCACCAGAAGCAGAUUUAAAUAAUAUAUUUAGAUUUGGUCAAAAGAUUAUUAAUCUUUUAACAGAAUGUGAAAAUUCUUGGAGAGAAGUUCAUGAAAUUUAUGAUUUAAUUAAAGAAGGUAGAAAUUCAUUUAGACACAAUCCAAGUUUCCAAAAUUCAAUUGGUUUAGAUGCAGUAGAUGAUAUUACAAUGAAUAUUUUAAAACAACAAUCUGAAAAAACUAAUAAUGAUCCAAUUAUACAUUCAAUCAUAAAGAAAUGUUUAUCAUCAUUAUUUUACAUUGACGAUUUGGUCUUAAAUCAAUCUACCAAUCAAUUAACUGGUAAUAUAAAAUGUAGGCUUGAUAAAAUUCCAAUUGAAAUUAUUAAUCAAUUAAAAAAUUCACCAUCAUCAUCAGCAUUUAUUUUAAAUAAUAAUCACUCAAAUGUUGAAAAACAAUUUAAAUAUUCAACUCCUUCACCUUUGCCAUCAAAUCAAGAUUUCUCAAUUCCAUUCGUAAUUAAUAGUCCACCAGAUACUAUUGAUAUCUUAUGUACUUUAGUACCAUUAAAUGAAAUUAAAAAUGAAACUUCAAUUUCUGGUACUCCCUUUUCAAUAAAGAAUGGUAUAAAUAAUUUAUUCAUACUUUUGGAGGAUUAA
This is a messenger RNA of Dictyostelium discoideum AX4, 3975 nucleotides long. Its product is annotated as patatin family protein. Bases 1 to 3975 code for a protein of 1324 amino acids. The transcript is spliced from 2 exons. The record is from RefSeq and is a predicted model, not a curated record. Gene Ontology annotation, cellular component: cytoplasm. NCBI's taxonomy places the organism in Eukaryota, Evosea, Eumycetozoa, Dictyosteliales, Dictyosteliaceae. Gene Ontology annotation, biological process: lipid metabolic process; lipid catabolic process. Gene Ontology annotation, molecular function: hydrolase activity.